Molecule: messenger RNA, 6070 nt
Organism: Patella vulgata (common limpet)
Lineage: Eukaryota; Metazoa; Mollusca; Gastropoda; Patellidae
Product: suppressor of fused homolog
Exons: 10
Coding region: 9-1352 (447 amino acids)
Cellular component (GO): cytoplasm; nucleus
Molecular function (GO): transcription factor binding
Source: RefSeq, a predicted model, not a curated record
AAUUAAACAUGGAUGGAGAAACUGCAGGUGAAAACAAGUCCGAAGAAGUUGAAGAUUAUUCACAGGGUUCUGUUGAAUGGUCUGACGAAGAAACGGAUAUUUUUGAUCACCUGGGUAUCGAAGCCAUAGAUGGAGCAUGCCGGCUAGUUUAUCCAGACCAACCGAACCCAUUACAAUUUGCUGCAGUGCAAAAGUUUUGGCUUGGUGGACCUGAUCCAUUGGAUUACAUUAGUAUGUUUUGUAAUGAGGGUGAUUUGAGUAAAAAUAUUCCACCACAUUGGCAUUAUGUAAGCUAUGGUUUCAGUGAUUUACAUGGAGAUGGUAGAGUGCAUAGGCCAUCAGAAAGAGGUGAAGCUAGUGGAUUUGGAUUUGAAUUGACCUUCAGAUUAAAGAGAGAACCAGAUGAAACUACCCCACCUAUGUGGCCGUCAAUUUUACUGAAUAAAUUAGCAAAUUAUGUGUUUCAAACAGGAAAUGUACUUCAUGUUGGCGACCAUAUUCCGUGGAAUAAAGCAUUAAAUGAUGACCCAGAAUCUCAUAUUCAACAUAUGUUAAUAGCUGAAGAUCCACAACUUUUAGAUCUUGAUACACAGAAUGGUACCCUAGAUUUUAGACAGGUUGUGGGUGUAACUGAUGAUGAGGUAAAAUCAGCACAGAAAUGGAAAGGAACUGGUGUGUUGUCAUUACUUUCUAACAUGGAAGGAGUUGGACCAUUUUUUGUUACUGAUACAAAGAGAAGUAAAUCUGUAUUUGAUGAAGAUCCUAAUUUAUCUGUUAUGGUUGCUGAAGGAAUAGAAAAAGAUGGUUCUAAUUUAGGUCAUGUUACUGCCGUGUGUUCGUGGUCAGAAUCAGCUGAUAGUAGUAUCGUGAAUACAUCUGCAUUUCUAGAAAGACUAGAUAUUAGUGAUGUAGCAGAAAAUACUCCACCUGUCCUCCCUGAUUUUAAUGAUGUGGUUUAUAAAGAAACACCUGUUCCAGUUAAUCUUAAUUCUGUUCAUUUAUACUUUGAUGCUGAAGCAGCAGAGUUACUGCCCAUGGUUGUAAGGGCAAGGUUAAAGAAAGGUCGAUUUUUUAUUUUUCACAAUGUUGAUAAUCUUGCGAUUCAUCUGCUGCCGUCCACAACACAAGAUGUUGGAGAAGUGUUUGUCACAGAAAAAGACCCAAUUAAAAUGCAGGGAACUUAUUUACAGAUUUAUUGCUCAACUGAUUUUAUCGAGGAAAUGUCGAAGAAAUUUGAGUGCUUACAGGUGAAUGAAGAUUCUGAUAAAACGAAAGAACUAGUUUAUCCAGUAGAAUUUUCAUUUUCUAAUCCUAAAGUAUAUAUAACGGUCUCGAAGAAUGGAAUUGCGUAACAAAAAUAUUCAACUUAAAACUUAGAUUGUUGUGAGUAGGGGUGAUGAUUUUAUACAUAGAAAUGAUGAAAAAGAUGUAGAAUCUGGCAUUUGAAACAGCAUUUAUUUGCAAUUUGAAACACAAAUCGUGGAAAAGCCCAUUUCUCCAACAAUCUGUAAAUUUGGUCAUAAAGUACACUUAUUGCUGACAUUUUAUUUUCGUAAUGCCCCCUCCUCCUCCGCCAAAUUUAAUUUUCCUUGGUCCAAUGCAAGAACUAAGUUAAAAUUCUGGUCGUCUCAUUCUAAUCGAUGAGAGUUAAUUCCCUUGUAUCGACUUAUCAAUCUGUAGCUGCUCAAGACACACUGCGCUACAAACUAUGGUAUACGUGCUCACGCAAUAAUAGAAAUAUCCACUACAAAUAGGGCCAAACAGUAUCAAAAUAAAGAUAUUAUUAUAUAACACUGAAAAAACAGCAAAUUCAUCUCAAGAAAGGGAAAAAACGUAUUGCACAAUGUUUAAAACGGAAUUUCCCAUUUUGUGAAACAGAAAAUCAUCACCCCUGGGUAUGUAGGCAGCUUUUCAUAUGUAUUUUUGUUAUCUAGCAUAUAUGACACAAAGAUUACUUUAUAAUUAUUAAAAGAUUGAUGCGUCGCUAAAAUAUCUAAUUUCUCACACAGCUUAAUCCACACUACCAUGUACUCAGAUUGAUUAUUAACGUUUAAUUAGGAAAAAAAAACCCAAAUAUCAACGGGAGAUAAUCUCUUGGAUUGGAUUCAAUUGAAUUUAAUCUAGGCCCAUUAGGUUUCUCCACUAUCAAUACAAGAUGGCUGCAUCUUGUUAUGCUUGAGCAGCUAAGAUUGAUGGAAUUUCAAUUUAUUAUAACUCGGUAAAUACUGAAUGGAAUUGAACUUUUUUGGACAGAUAUUCCAAUUAGAGAUUUAUCUUUUAUAAUAUUGUAGUCUUCAAGUGAUUCCUAUAGUUUUACAUGACACAUUCAGUCUUUAGAGAAGCAUUAGCACUUUGGUGAACAGAUAACUUUUCAUGGGAUGUGAUUUGACUAGAGCCAAAACUGAGAUUUAUGCGGAUUUAUGGUUGAUUUAUGACCAGCAAAUUUGUUAGUGAUUUGUUUACAAGGAACAUGUGAGAAUAUUUGAAUAUUAUUCAAAAUUAAUUAUAUUUAUUUUCUUGGUUGAAAAGGUACACAAUACAUAAUAGAACAGGACAACACUUUGUUUCACAUAUGAGUCAGGUACUUAGACAGUGUGUAAGACAGAAUUAAAUGGGUAAACAUGAGUGUGUUUUCUACGGUCUAAUACAUCUAUUAUCACUUCUCAAUAGCAUACAUUUUUGGUGCAGUUUUGUGGCUUAUAUCAUAAAUGUUAUAUUAUGACUUAUAGUUGAUAAUAUGAAAGUAAAAGACCUUUCUACCCCCCAAUCUCAUUAAAAUACAGAUUUAUAUUUCGUUUCUUUUUUAAUACUUUCGAUGGCUUCCACUACGUUAAGACCUAACCAGUUGUAAUGGGAGGUUGCGGCAAUUUUGAUCGUUGAAAUAACCAAUCAUCAUCGAUGUUCCAAGUGGUUUCUAUAGCUGCAAAUGUCACAUGAUAAGAAAUAUUUAAACCAACUCUUUCAGAUCCUGGUGUUGUGAAGCCAAAACUAUAAACAACAAAAUGAAAUAAGAUCUGUGUUUUAAUUCGAUUGUUCUAUCCUUUUAUUUUGUGUAUAAACAUAAGGGUAGUCACAUAUUGGUUAUAUUUUUAAUAUUAUGUUAUAUACUCUUAAACUCUGUGAUACUCCUCCUUGAGACAAUUAUAAUAAUAUAUUUAUAAGAAUUUAUUUUUUAAUAUUAGAAAAAUUUUGAUUACACAUUGUAUUUAAAAUAUCUCUGAACAUCAUUCGCAUAAUUCAGAAACUAUCAAAUUUCCCACGGCUUACUCCAUAUUAAAAAAAUUAACAAUUUAAAAAACAAAAGAGUAGAUAAUUUCCCAGCUUGGAUUCGGUUGAUCAUUAGAGGGUUCACAAGGUUUUACAAAGGGCUACAAUGCUAGAAGUAAUUAACAGAAAUUCUUGAAAUACAAUAUGCUGCUUCGUCCCACCAAUGUAAACAACAUAUAUAAAUUUCAAAACGAUGGGAUGAUAAUGUAGUCUGUAGAGUGUUCACAAAAUCUUACAAAGUGAAACAAGGGCCAUAACUCUAGAAGUAAUUAACGGAAAUUCCUGAAAUAAAAUAGGCUGCUUUGUUUCACCAAUGUAAACCACAUAACCGGUAUUAAAAUUUCAAAACGAUUGGAUGAUUAAUGUAGUCUGUAGCGAGUUCACAAGAAAUUGUGAACGACAGACGAAGGCGGCUACAAUUUACAACCACAUUUUUAGGUGGGCGUAUGGCUAAUGCAAAUCAACAAUUUAAUAUGUAAACUAAACCAAAAGGUCAAUAUUAGAUUAUCUCCCAGAUUGGAUUCAAUUGAUCAAAAAGAACAUCACAAGAUUACCGUUGCCGCCGGCUUUUGAAUCCAUUUUUGGCAUCUGUAAAGGAUUUGAAUGUUGACAAAUUUACAAUUAAUCUUAUAUUUGUAUACACUGAACAGAAUUGAUCCAUUUUUUGUAAUGAUAUUUUCAAUAUUGUAGCUUGCAAGAGAUUGCUCAACACCCUCACAUGACGUUCAGAAACUUUAAUGUUACCGUACUUAGAAUUAUUAAUUUUAAUUUUAUUAUUUCGAACAUCAUUGAAUGUACUUUAAGAUUUUGCACCAGCUCCAAUCUGAUUAAAACACAGAUCCUAUUUGAUUUCGUUUUUUAUAGUUCAAAAUUUCGUUUUACUUGUCUUUACUACACUAGGAUCUGGAAGAGUUGUUAUAUUACAGGCGUUCUAGUUGAUCUGAGGAAUUAGCCAAUGAAACGGUCUGUUACAGCAAGUUCUUGGCGUACGGAACUGUGGGUAAACCACUAGAAAAUCAACGCUGAUUGAUUAACCAAUGUCUGACGUAAUAGGGUCAAAAGCCGCUUGUAUGACCCAUGAUGUGAUCUCCCUGUACAACUGGCCAGAUCUUCAUGUAGUGUAGGCCAUUGAAAGUAUAAAAAAACGAAACGAAAUAUAGAUCUGUGUUUUAAUCAGUUUGGAUGGACAAGAAAGUACUUAAAAAUGUUAUUAAACCAGUGUUGAAAUCAGUUUGUGUCAGCAUACUUUUAAUAUUUUCCUUGUUUACCGUGGAACAAAGUAGAGCAGCUUUAUGGUUGUGCUAAUAUAGUAAGAAUAGUUAACUAAUAUUAAAUACAUUCCUUUUUUUUUAUCAUUUUCAGAUGGUAUCGUAUAUUUAUGUAACUUCGAUAGUGCAACUUUACGGCUGUGCUUAUAUUUUCAGAUAUUAUAUAUAAACAAAAAUAUAAUCUAUUUAUCUUAUUUUGUUUCCACCCUUUGGGAAUAUCUUUGUCUUUCAUAUAUGUAUAAGUACAUGCUAGUACGACGUCAUUAGCCAUUAUUUUGUAUUAAUACACGACUUGCAUUCCGUGAUAAAAAGGUCACACCAAAUUAAUUUUCUGUUCUACAAGGGCAUAAUAAAUAAAUAAUCACUGGAAAAAAAUAAAAGAUGUUUAUUUAAAAUUUGGAGCUAAAAACUUUUGAACAUUACAACCAAAAUGAGUUCUUUUCCCUAAGAAAAAUUUUAACAGUUGUUUUCAAAGAACAUUUAAAAUGUCACAACUCAAAUAUUUGGAGCUAAAACUUUUGAACAUUGCAACCCAAAUUAGUUUAAUCCCUAAGAAAAAUUUGAACAGUUGUUUCGGAGGAACAUUUAAAAUGUCAAAACUUCAAAAUUUGGAGCUAAAAGCUCUGGAACAUCCCAACAAAGUACUUUUUGUAUAUAAAUUAGUUUUUUUUCCCUAAAACAUAAGAAAAAUUUGACAGGUGUUCAUAAUCCUUUAGUGGCAUUUAACGAUUGGAAACAUAACAGAAAUAACACAGUCACAGUGUAUAUGGGAUAAUAAUCACUGGUUUAUUACUUGUAUACACAAGCACAAUGUUUCGAUAAUUAUAAUUAUCAACAAUUAAUUAAGUAUGGCUUCAUAUUGUACAUUUAUAUAGAUCUAUAUAGACCUCCCAGUUUACUAUAUAGUAGAGGGGGGGGGAUGGCCUAGUGGUCUAGAGUGCCGCGCUUCGACCUCUAACUGGCCGGUCAACUCUGGCUUGUAGUGGUGGUUUCGAUCCCUGGUGUUAGCAUAUGUGGCUUAGAGAUAGGGGCGCCUUCUCAACAUUGUGGGUUUACUCUGGGUACUUCUGCGCGUGCGCCAAGUUACUGAAAAUGUAAAAAGAACAUUUGUCUGCAAAUUUUAGCUUCGGUGGAAGCGGACAUUAAACACUAAGAACAACAACUAUAUAGUAUUGUGCUUGAUAACGAUAAGAGGAUACUAAAAGAAACGUUGUGCUUGUGUAUAAUAAACCUGUGAUUGUAUUCCCAUAUAACUGUGUCAGUUCUUUGACAAGUUUUCCCAAAGAACAGAAAAUCUAAUUGCUGUGGCCUAAUUGUUAUAUAUUACAUAUCUAACAUAUCUUUUAUAAAGCAUAAAAUUAUUUUUAUUUUGCUAUAAUCAAUUUUUAUUUUGCUAUAAUCAAUUUUUUUUAUAUAUAUUUAUUCAUAGUGCUAAAUAGUAUUUUUGGGUGUCAGAAAUGUCCUUUUUUGGGGAAAUGGCUUUGUGUAUAUGUACAAAUUAUACUUCACAAAUAAAUUGUUUUUUUCUGUUAAAA